AUGACAUCCCUUAAAUGUGAAACCUGUUCAAAAAGUUGCAUUUUUAAGAGCCGCCCAAAGGAGGAUGAAAUUUUCGGCUCCCCUUGCGACUUAUGUCAACGACCCAUCUGCAAAUUGUGCGCCGAAAUAACAACCACAGAAGCUCAUGCUGUUUCAUUAGCGCGGAGAAGUUUGUUGUUUUUUUGUCCCGACUGUAAAUUAUCAUUGAAUGAUCACAUGAAGGAUUUACCUAAUUAUAGGAUUCUUUUGGAGAAGUAUGAAAAAACAAAGAAAGAAUCUGCUAUUAAGGAUAAAAGCUUAGAAACACUGGAAAACAAAUGCUCUGAAAUAACACAAGAGCUUCGAAUUGAAAUUAAUAAACUUAUUACGGACAAUGAAGCAAAGGCUAUUCAUAUUAAGAGGCUUAACAGAAAGACACAGGAUUUUGAAAAUAGCGCCAUUGAUGCAGAGCAGGAGCUUUAUACUGAAAUAAAUAACCAGAAAGCAGAAAUACUUCAACUUGCUCAAAAUAUUUCGGAUCUUAUUGACACUAAUUUGGAUUUGACUGCACAGCUUUCUUGCAGAUUUAACAGAGACCAACAAGAAUAUGUUAACUAG
Ceutorhynchus assimilis (cabbage seed weevil) is the source of this 597-nucleotide messenger RNA. Lineage: Eukaryota; Metazoa; Arthropoda; Insecta; Coleoptera; Curculionidae. The record is from the annotation of a GenBank genome assembly.